Penaeus indicus is the source of this 1172-nucleotide messenger RNA. Its product is annotated as probable protein phosphatase 2C T23F11.1. The record is from RefSeq and is a predicted model, not a curated record. NCBI's taxonomy places the organism in Eukaryota, Metazoa, Arthropoda, Malacostraca, Decapoda, Penaeidae. Gene Ontology annotation, molecular function: cation binding; protein serine/threonine phosphatase activity. Gene Ontology annotation, biological process: protein dephosphorylation. The transcript is spliced from 8 exons. Bases 74 to 1036 code for a protein of 320 amino acids.
UUUACAUGUUGUCAGGCUCUGCAGGGAGGAGACGCACUCAGGUGGCCCUUAAUUAACACUCAAAGCCGCCAUAAUGGGACAGACUUUAAGCGAGCCUGUGACACAGAAGGAAACCUCACAUUGCGAGAAUUCUUGGCUGCGUGUCGGGUCUUCGUGUAUGCAGGGAUGGCGUGUCAACAUGGAGGAUGCACACACCACUAUACUGUCUCUCCCAGAUGACCCAGGAACUGCAUUUUUCGCUGUAUAUGACGGGCAUGGAGGUGCAAGAAUUGCCCAGCAUGCGGGGAAGCACUUGCACAAAAGUAUCCUGCAAAGACCAGAGUACAAAGCCGGUGACUUGGUUGCUGCUGUAAAGCAGGGAUUCCUAGACUUGGACCACUCAAUGCAGACAGAUGAAGUGCUGAAAGAUGAACUGGCUGGGACCACUGCAAUUUGUUGCAUUUUACGAAAUGGCGUGGCUUAUUGUGGAAAUGUAGGCGAUUCCCGGGCUAUAGCUAGCGUUGGUGGCCGCGUUGAAGAGCUAAGCAACGACCAUAAGCCCAGCCUGGCCUCCGAGCAGCGGAGAAUAACAGCAGCUGGUGGUUGGGUUGAGCUGAACAGAGUCAAUGGAAACCUUGCACUGUCAAGAGCAUUGGGAGAUUUUGUGUUUAAGAAGAAUGAAGAAAAAGGGCCUGAAGACCAAAUUGUUACAGCCAAUCCAGACGUAGAGGUCAGGGAAUUGACUGAGGAGUGGGAGUUCAUCAUCUUAGCUUGUGAUGGAAUCUGGGAUGUUAUGACUAAUCAGGAAGUGGUAGACUUUGUGAGGUUACGGCUGUCCCAAGGUAUGGAACCUGAAGACGUGUGUGAGGACUUGAUGACCCGCUGUCUAGCCCCGGACUGCCAGAUGGGAGGACUCGGUUGCGAUAACAUGACUGUUAUCCUCAUCUGCAUUACCCAUUCUGGGUCCUGGCGUGAGCUACAGGAGAAGUGUUCCAGGCCAUCAUUAGCUCUUAUCAACCAAAACCACGAGGAAGAUAGCGAUGCAGACCUGCAGUAACAAUAUAGAGAAGGCUUGCAGUAUUCUGUAAAUCAUGAAUACAAAUGUGGACAUUCAUUAUUACACAUGUUUGUAUAGACUAACACAUGUAAAUGCCUCGUUCUUUAUCACUAGAAAGCGAGUUGUUCAUAUUACC